GAGGGAGCAGAAGAGAGAGAAGAAGGAGAAGAGGAGGAGGAAGCUGGAAGAGAAGAGGAGGCAGCGAGAGAGGGAGAGGCAGAAGGAGAUAGAAAUGGUUCAGUGGAGGCUGCAGAUCGUGAUGGAGCGAGAGAGAGUGGAGAAGGAAGAGAGGCAGGAGCUCCAGAGACUCCGAGAGCUGGAGAAAGAACUGCAGCUGAAAGAGCUGAGAGAGAGAGAGAAGGAGAGAAAGGAGAGAGAGCGCCAGCCGUCCACUAGAAAGGUAGGACUCAUGAUCUCAUUCAUCACAGUGUUAGUGAUUAGAGACAGUUUAGUCUUCAGUGAAAGGUUCUGUGCCCUGAGAGGGAGCGGCAGGGAGGGAGAGACCAGAGGAAUGGAGGAGAUCGUCAGAGAGCAGGAGAUGCAGCUUCUGAGAUGCAGAGAGAGACGCAACCAGCUGAAAAGAGAGGUGAAGAGGAUGAAGGAGAAAAUAGCAGAGGAGGAGAGGAAUCAUCCGGAUGCUGAGGGAGAAAGACUGCUCCUCCUGAAAGAGAGAGAGAUGGAGGAGAAGAAAGAGAAGGAAGAAAAGAUGAAAGAGAUGAAAAGACAGCUGGAGGCGAGAGAAAAGGAUGAAAAGAGAAAGAGGAGAGAAUGUAAAGCAGUAGAGCUGGAGUUCACUUCAAAUCUCAGAGACAAGGAGAAGAUAGAGGAGGAGGAAGGAGAGAAAGAGAUGGAGAGAGAGAUGAAGGAAAGAGAGAAAGAGAUGGAGAAGAAGAGAGAGGAGGAGAAAGAGACGAAGGGGCAGGGAGACGCCACCUGCAGGUACAGCCUGGGAGAGGAAGAUAAGGAUGGAGGAGAUAUGGAGAGAACGACAGAGGGCAAAGAAGAAAAGCAGAGCGACAUGGGGUCUCUUUUUGAAGAAGUGUGGAGGACAGCUGUGAACAGAGAGGAGGAACGAGAACAAGUUCUAGAUAUGGAGAAGCAGAGAGAGAUGGAGAAGGAGGAACCAGAGAAGCAGAGAGAGGAGGAGGGACGUCAGAAGGAGAGCAGCGAGAGAGAGCUGGAGAUCGAGAGGAUAAUGGAGGCGAGGCGUCAACACAUGGAGAGAGAAAUGAAGAGGAAGAGAGAACUGAUGAAGAAGCUGUUUUCUCCAGGAGUGAACAUGUUCAGGACAGAGAACCGGGUUCAGCGCAGGAAACAGAGGAACCUGAAGGAGCCCUCAAUCAACGAGGAGGAGCAGGCCCAGCUUGAAGGACAAGAGGAACCUCAGAGGUCUAGCUGGCCUGUUUCUCCAAACGGAGAACCGCUGGUCAUCUCCAUAAAACCCAGUAACCCAGUCCUGGAGGAGCCUGAACCAUGUGAACCCUCCCCAACUGACCCCCCCACUGACCCCCACACAGAGGACACUGUGGGUGGAGAUGAAAGCUCUGUGGUGGAGGAAGCCGUCCUCAAGCCUGAGGGUUUCACUGAGCCACAAUCAGAAGAGGCUCUCAAUGAAGCAAUGGAACAGGCUUCACCCACCCAGACUGACCACCCAAAAGAUGGACCCACAUCCUCUGAGACGGUGGAAGAGGCCGACCACGACGCUGGAACUGGGAAACAGGCCGAGAACAAGAACCAGAGGAUGCGCAUCAUCGGCUGGAUCAACCAGAAGGUCAAGGAGAGACACCAGAAGUCCAUCCAGAAGAGCUUCAUGAAGGAGAUGAACUAUGGAUACAGGCUUUUGAAAACUUCUGAAGGAGUGAUGACAUUGGCAAAGUAUGAACAGGCCAAAAGAGAGAAACUAAGGAAGAAGGAGGAGAGGAGGCAGGCACUGGAGGACAGAUGGAGAGAAUGGGAGGAGAAAAGGGCUGAGAAGAAAGCUAGGAAAGAGGAGGAGAAACAGGCAUUGGAGGCCAAACGGAGAGAGGAAGAGAAGAAAGAGGCUGAAAAGAAAGCAGAGAAGAAAGCUAAAGAAGAGUAGAAGAAAAAGAAUGAGAAGAAAGCCUCCUCAGCUCCACACGGCACCAUCAUGAGCAACAUGGCGUCAUUAUAUAUGCCGAGAGGAUGCUUUGUGCUGAACUUCAAUACUGAAAGGUAAAAUAUUUCUGCUUCAUAAAGUUCAUAAUGUUAGAAGCCAAAACAAUUUAAAUUUAAAAUGAUCUCAUCUGGUCAAAACAUCUGAUCAUCUGAAGAGUCUUCACUAGUGAGAGAUCACUUCACCAUUUCCUGGGUUAAAACGGUGAAUUUCACAGAGAAAAAACGCCAAGUUUAUUUGUUCAUAUCAUUUUUAAUACAUGCUGAGUCAGCAUAAAAACUAAAA
This is a messenger RNA of Colossoma macropomum (tambaqui), 2281 nucleotides long. RefSeq names its product trichohyalin-like. Lineage: Eukaryota; Metazoa; Chordata; Actinopteri; Characiformes; Serrasalmidae. The transcript has 4 exons. The record is from RefSeq and is a predicted model, not a curated record. The coding region runs from base 95 to 1942 and encodes 615 amino acids.